Molecule: messenger RNA, 3172 nt
Organism: Fopius arisanus
Lineage: Eukaryota; Metazoa; Arthropoda; Insecta; Hymenoptera; Braconidae
Exons: 4
Coding region: 216-2849 (877 amino acids)
Source: RefSeq, a predicted model, not a curated record
UCCGCCAUGAUCGUAACCCAGUCCCUUCAGUAAAUGCACAGUAAAUAUUUUUCGUAUCCACCAUUUUCCAUAAAACCAUUUGAAACCACCAGAAUGUGAUUAUUCACACAAGAGAGAUCCAUUGAUCGUGUGGUGAAAGGAAGAGCGCAAAAUGCUAUCAGUGCAGUUUGAAUGAUUCAUUCCUAAUUAAUCAUUACUCUGGAAUUAUUCGAAUAAUGAAAAAAUUUAAAAUAAUGGUGAACGGUGUACUCGGUUAUGUUCUCGUGUGUCUCGUUAUUCUGGGGGCUAUUGGUGAUGCUCAUGGGGAAUCGGAGCCAACGGGGAUCUGCUCCAUGUCAGGAUGCAACUGUACCAUCGUUGUGCAUCAUUGGAUUACCGUCAGGUGUAUUUUUUCGGAGUACGAGGAUGUUGAGCUCCAGAAAGGGAGCAUUCCAGAGGAUGCAUCAGAGGUAUCAGUGUCUCGGUGUCGAGAACUGAAGAUUCAUUCAGGUGCAUUCAGAGGAGGGGCCCAACUAAAACGAGUGCACGUCACUGGAAUCCGUAGUUUCGUGGCAAAGGGACAGGCAUUUCAAAAUAUAACAGCACCUAAUCCCCUCCUAGAGGUGUCUGAAUGCACCAAAGUUGUCCUAGAGUCUCACGCCUUCAAAAAUGCCAGAGGAACACUUUCGGUGUCAAUAUCGAAGUGCCAGCACGUGGAGAUAAAGCCUAACGCCUUCUCCUGGCUGUUGAGGUUCACGAUUAAGGAAGUACCAACACUAGAAUUAUCUAGUAAUGCCUUCAAGUUCGAGGCACCACCUUAUGGACGACAUGGACCAGCAACCAAGAUUAUGUUCCAGAGUGUCAGGAUUUCGGAACUUCCAAGUCUAACCUUUCCAUCAGCAGCUGCUGAGAUACGAAUGGAUGACGUGUGGACGAGAGUCAUUCGGAAGGAUGCAUUCUGUGCGAUGAUGAUAUCGAGUGUCAGAAUAGCUAAUGCAUCGAUAUUUGAGAUUGAAUCUGGUGCAUUCAGUCAUCAGACACUGUUUCCCAAUUUGGAAUUGAUUGAGGUCAGACUGAAGAGCAUCAAGAGUGGAGCAUUCAGAGCUGCUUUCACAAAUUUCAGUAUUCAGUAUUCAAGGAUCAAUGAAAUCGAUGAAGGAGGGAUUGACUCUUCAGCAAUUGCUGUGACCUUCAACAACAACGAAUUCCACAGCCUCCGGAAGAAUGCUGUGACCCUGAAGCAGUGGAGUAAAAUAGCAAUAGUUGAGAAUUUAUUUGUGGAAUUGGCAGAGAAUGCCAUUGUUGCUGACGACAUAGCUAAAUCAACGGCUGAAUACCCAAACAAUGAAUUCUCGUUUCUUGGAAAUCGAAUUAACAAACCAGCUGAUGGCUCUCUGAGAUUUGUCUCUGUCAGUGAGAGAGUGACAUACGCCAAAGUGGGAAACAAUUUCUUUGAGAAAAUUUGCAGUUGUGUUAUCGAGGAUUGGAUGCAUCAAAUAUCGGGAAGAAAUACAUCGACUUCCUGGAUGAUGGACUCAAGUUUUUGUGUUGCUGGUGAGUGGUUGGAGAAGUGUUUCAAAGCACCUCAGGGAUAUUUGGCAAUGAGAAAUUUUACGAAUGCAAUCUGCACACCUGACGGUGACAUAACGUGCAAAGAGCCAACGGAAAAGUCAAAACCAAGUGUCAGUCCACCGAGUGUCGGUCCACACGUAUAUCCCAGGUUAAACAGUUACUUCGACGUUGAAAUGAGUGAUCCGGAACAAUUGGAGCAUGAGAAGAGAUUAAUUAUCAUAGUGUGUGCUGCUGCAGUAUUCGUUGUUGUUGGUGUAAUUUUAACGUGCGGUAUUAUCUACAUGAGACGACGUGGUGUCUGUCCAAAACUCAUAUCACGAUCAUUGAAUUUCUCGAGUUCCUGGCUGUCACCCACCAAUGGAAUAACCGCGGCAACAUCAGCAAGAUCGAUAUCUCGAUUGAGUAUUAAUGAAUACGCUGGACUCCAUCCAGAGGCCAGGACAAUUGAUCUAGAGGAUCAGACAAUCAUCCACGAGGACAACACCGAGGAUUUUGCUUACACCGAGAACAAAGCGACUCAAACACUUCCAGAAGAGCUAACUGAGGAGUACCUCAAGGAGCUCAGAGAGCGUCUCAAUGAUCCCGAUAAUUACAGCCAAGCCAGAGACAUGAUCGAGCAUCUUUACGACUUGAUAAAAGUUGAAGAGAACUGCAACAACAAUAACAGCGAGAGAGGUGAAGAAAAUGCUUACGACAUAAUCGCACCCAGAAUCAAAAGAUCGAGGAACACAAGACCAACAGUGAGUGUUGGAACCAGAGUGCCAUCGCUGGAGAAGCUUCAACCAUCGGACAAUGCAAUGAGACCAGCAAUUGCUGAGUACAUGGAACCAAGAGAUCAGAAAACCUGCGAUCUCCAUCACCUGUACGCCGAAUUGCCUGGUGAUGAGACAGUACCAAGCACCAGCAGACUAUCUCAAACAAUUCCUUUCAAUUUAACAGCAGCUUCAACAGCUGUUGCCAAUCGAGCACCUCAACCAUUACCACCUGAUGUUGUCAAUGAUCAUUUGAUCGAUCCAAAUCGCCAUCACAAUUAUGCCAAUCCUUAUCAACCAACCGAGAGACACGAUCAGACACAGCACAAGGAGCAACGACCACUGACAUUCUUGAAAGCCCUGGGUGACAGUAUUUUGGGAUCUAAAAACAAGAGACCAGCCAAUUCUUUACUUUGUGAAUACACAACCCCUGGUGAUCUCAGUGCACAUCUUUACUCGGAACUUCCUGAUUCAAGUGCCUCAAUCGUCAAAAUGGCUAACCGACCACUACCAAAUAAACCUGAUCAGGACUACGAUGGAACAUGAAUUAUCAAUCGUCACGCUAUCAUUGCAACAUUGUGCCAAGUUAUUUAUCUGUGAUAAAAUAUUUUUCUCUUCAAGCACAAAACUGGUAAAUUGCGGAGAGACGUUCAUUAUUUUUAAAUCGAUUCUAGUGUCGUGAAAUUAUUAUCAGUAGUCGGACAAAAGCAAUUUAACAUAUCCUUAUCAGUCUAUAUUUGUAUAUAUGUAUUGCUCCGUGAUAUUAACAAUCGCGUGGAGUUGAUUAUCAAGCGAUUAUCUAGAGUAAAUACUUUUGUAUUAUCUGUUUCUGUAUCUCUGUCGCUAAAAAAAAACAGACAAUGCCAACA